Humulus lupulus (European hop) is the source of this 736-nucleotide messenger RNA. Its product is annotated as acyl carrier protein 1, mitochondrial. The record is from RefSeq and is a predicted model, not a curated record. The coding region runs from base 83 to 460 and encodes 125 amino acids. Lineage: Eukaryota; Viridiplantae; Streptophyta; Magnoliopsida; Rosales; Cannabaceae. The transcript has 2 exons. Gene Ontology annotation, biological process: fatty acid biosynthetic process. Gene Ontology annotation, molecular function: acyl binding; acyl carrier activity. Gene Ontology annotation, cellular component: mitochondrion.
GCGAGUUUCCCUUCAAACCAUCUCAAACCCAAAACCCAAAGCGAAACGAAGCGAAGUUUAGAGAGAGAGAGAGAGAGAGACAAUGGCGCUGAGAGCAGCUGUACUUCGCCAUAUCCGACUACCCAUUCAAACCCUAUCCCUAACUGCUCGACCAUUAGGGGCUUCCUCUUCUUCCACUCUUAUUCGAUGGAUGUCAUCGCACGACGAUCAUAUCACCAAAGAGGAGGUCAUCGAUAGAGUCCUCUCCGUCAUCAAGAGCUUCCCCAAAGUCGAUCCUUCCAAGGUAUCUCCUGAGGUACAUUUUCAGAAGGAUUUAGGAUUGGAUAGCUUGGACAAUGUGGAGAUUGUAAUGGCUUUGGAAGAGGAGUUCAAGUUGGAGAUUCCAGACAAGGAAGCUGAUAAGAUAGACUCCUGUAAUCUAGCCAUUGAGUAUAUCUCUAACCAUCCGAUGGCAAGUUAAUAUUCUUCUGCGGCAGCUUUUUCUCUUUUUAAAAAGGAAUUUACCUGCUCUAGCUUUGUUUCUUUUGUUCAUUGGGUGUUUGUAGAAAUUUGAUCCAUCUUUGUUGGAAAAUAAUCUGAAUCUGGUUGAAAAAGAACAGUCAUUCCAGAACUAAACUUCAAUGUUUUUGCCAUGCUUCAAUUUUAAACUGUCAUAGGACCCGGCUAUAUUAUGUCAUUAUCUGGAUUUGUUUGUGUUCCUCCUGUCCCUGUUUUAAAAACUCAACUAUUUUUCUCA